Molecule: messenger RNA, 1414 nt
Organism: Fopius arisanus
Lineage: Eukaryota; Metazoa; Arthropoda; Insecta; Hymenoptera; Braconidae
Gene: p47
Product: NSFL1 cofactor p47
Exons: 4
Coding region: 143-1318 (391 amino acids)
Biological process (GO): autophagosome assembly; membrane fusion; proteasome-mediated ubiquitin-dependent protein catabolic process
Cellular component (GO): nucleus; cytosol
Molecular function (GO): ubiquitin binding
Source: RefSeq, a predicted model, not a curated record
UCAGGUUAUGACAUCCGAAAAAAACGUCGACACUCGGUCACUCUAGUUCCUCCAACUGUUUUGUUAUCCCUCGACGGCAACCUGGACUAACACAAGGUGAUAAUCAUAUUAAAUUCUUCUGUUAAUACAUAAAUUAAUAACCAUGGAUGAUGUUAUAUCACAAUUCAUGGAUAUAACCGGGGUUGAACGAGAAAGAGCCGAAUUCUAUCUCGCCUCGUCAGCUUGGCAGUUAGAGGUUGCACUGGGUAAUUUCUACGAGGACGGUGAGUCAGUUGCGCCGGAGGGAGUACCUGAGAUAAUUUCAGCAGAGGUAUCGAGAGAGAGAUCCUCCCCAGAGGAUAUAUCCCAGGCAGAGGUGACAGAAUCCACCCCGAUGGAUCCCUCCAAACAAAAAUCCAAGCCAAACCCCAAGACAAAUUCCCGUUUUGCCAGUCUGAGUUCCCUCCAGAACCAGGAAAGCAGCUCCGACGAGGAAGGACAGGCAUUCUACGCGGGUGGAUCGGCAACAAGUGGACAACAGAUCCUGGGGCCCAACAAGAAAAAAGCAGACAUCAUCAAUGACAUGUUUAAGACGUGCCAGGAGCAGUCAGUCCCUGGAGAUGACAGGCCCCAGAGCCAUUGCUCACAUCAACAGAGACCCAACACUUUCAGUGGAACUGGUUAUAAAUUAGGACAAACUAGUAAUGAUACAGAAGUAAUCCCCGCGUCACCAUCUAGUCAGCCCAGUAACAGAGGAUUAAUAACCCUGAAGCUGUGGCGUGAUGGUUUCACCAUAAAUGAUCGUGAGAUUCGAUCAUACACUGAUCCGGAGAAUCGUGAAUUUUUGGAUGCUAUAAAACGGGGAGAAAUACCAGCUGAGAUACGUGCGGAGGUGCAAGGGGUUGAGGCACGUCUGGACAUGGAAGAUCAUCGUCACGAGGAAUACGUGCCACAGAAGCCGAAAGUCAAGGCUUUCGCUGGGCCAGGGCACAAAUUGGGGAGUCCAUCGCCAGCAACAGUAGGGAUGACAGUGCCAGUGGACCCAGCAGAUCAGGCAGCCAACGAAUCUCAGGCUCGUAGCCAAUUGAAUGUGGACACAAACAGUCCCACGACAACGAUUCAAAUAAGACUGGCAGAUGGUCAGAACAUUCGCGAACAAUUCAACCUGACUCACACAGUCGGUGACAUAAGGAGGUACAUAACAACGAUGAGACCCCACUACGCAAUCCAGGAAUUCCGUCUUCUGACAGCCUAUCCAACAAAGGAGCUCACUGAAGAGGACAAAACAAUCGAUGAGGCUGGCCUCAAAAAUUCAGCUCUCAUGCAACGCCUUAAGUAGAACCUUUCACUAUUAUCCCCACCUGAAAUAUUCUUACUGUUUUUAAGCUCACGUUUACAACAGAUCAAUAAAACCUAGAAUUUGAUUAAUAAGUAA